Molecule: messenger RNA, 1927 nt
Organism: Onychostoma macrolepis
Lineage: Eukaryota; Metazoa; Chordata; Actinopteri; Cypriniformes; Cyprinidae
Product: bromodomain-containing protein DDB_G0278469-like
Exons: 3
Coding region: 834-1580 (248 amino acids)
Source: RefSeq, a predicted model, not a curated record
UUCCAAACGGCUUUUUUCCCCUUGAAGGGCACUUCACGAAGGGGACGCCAUUUGUAGGGACGUUCCAAACGAAAGUGAGAAACUGAUUCCCUUCACGAAGGGCCCUUCCAGAAGUCCGUUAGCGAAGGGAACAUGCCAUGGUCACUUCAUGGAAGUGAUUUCCGUUUGUGAUCAUGUGAUCUUCACUUAGGAGAUCUUGCGAUGCAUUUUAAAGCAAGGUUGGGGUUUAUUUUGACUUUACAUACAAACGUAAGUAGAAUAAGCUAAUUAAAUUUUUCUUUAUUUUUAUGUAAUACAAAAUAUUUUCGUCAGUGAUAAAAAUAUGUUUUAAGACUGUAUUGUUAGCAAGUUUAAGCAAGUUUAGUUUGAAAAAGUUUAAUAGUAAAUAAGACACAGUUAGACAAUAUUUGAAUAAAAUAAUAACAAUAAGAAGAAAUAUUUAUUUGCAAAAAUUGUUGGAGCGCUGAAUGCUGCACGCACUCACAGCGUUGUCAAGGUAACAUUGUCCAUCAUUCCCUUCACCAAGAGAGUUCCAAACGCUUAUACGAGACCGUAAUGCCCUGCACCCUUUAAGGCCAAUUCACACCGCACAGACAAACGCCAACAAACUAGUCUGUUGGAGUUUGUUGGAUCAGUGUGUUACCCCUGUUGGCGUUGGUUGGAGUUUGUUUUCACCCGACUGAACAUGCUUAAUCGGCGUUUGUUGGUCGUGGAAUGUCUGAGGAUUUUCCAACAAACUACAACAAACUCUGACGUGCCACGAACCGUUGCCAUGACGACGCGGCAGGACUGCUAGUAGGUUCUGUGCUGGGCGGGCUUAGCGUUAUCCUAAAAUGGCAGGUUUCUGGACAAAUCAAAAAGAAGAACAUUUACUUGAUCUUUGGGAGGAGAGGCCGGAGCUUUACGCAGUGGGUAUGGCCGAGUAUACCAACCGCAACGCGAGGGGGAAUGCGAUCAUGUCGAUUGCUACAGCGCUUGGGAUUUCAGAAGCUGAGGUAAAGAAGAAAAUGGACAGUAUGAGGACACAGUACAGCAGAUACCUGAAACCACCUCCCUCUGGUAGUGGAGGACAUCACACUCCAAGGCAGGAAUGGUUUUUGAGGAGACUUAAGUUUUUAGAGCUGCACAUGAAAAAAAGACCCUCGACAUCAAACCUUGAUGUUCAAAAUGACUCUACUUCUUCACUUGAGGAGGUGGAAAGUGAAGACAGAGGUGAUGAUAAAGAGCAGGAGAAAGAAGAGGAAGAACAAGAGAUGGAAGAAGAGCAGGAAGAGGUCCAGCCUAAAGAAAAAAAAAGGCAACGGAAAAGAAAAUAUUCAUCUGAUCCUGCUCAAGCCCAAGACCUUGCCAUUCUUGGGGCAAUAAAUCAAACCCUAAAAGUCCUUACAGAGAAACACCAGAAUCUGCAGCCACCCAAGAAUGAUGGCAUACAUGCAUUUUGUCAGUAUAUAGAGCAUCAAUUAAAAUCAAUAGAAGACCCACACCACCUACAAUAUAUACAAUUUCAGAUACAUCAGAUAUUAUUGUCCCCUCGCCCUUCUUCAAGCCAAUAUGCAGCUACAUAUUUACAUCCGCUAUAGUCAAUUAAUUACUUAAUUGCAUAUAAAUAUUCUUCCUUUUUUUAAUACUGGUAUAGGUCUCACUCUGUUUGUUCUGUAUGUUUGUUCAUUUUAAUAAUUUUUGUAUUUUAAGUUUUUCCAGUUCUCACAGUGAUUUAAAGUGAGGAUUUAAAAUAGUAAUUGACACAAAUAAAGAAUCACAAUUUUAAAGUAUUGUUUUUAUUAUUGUCUCAUUGCAAAAAAAAAAAAAAAAAAUUUUUUUUCCCCCAGCCAUAUAUAAAAACUGAAAGAAAUUAUCUUAAUAGCAGAAAGGAGUCUACCAUUUGAUAACAGCUUGAGAAGUCUUUAUAAGCAGAUCAAGAUAUAUA